Messenger RNA from Tuber melanosporum (Perigord truffle), 1263 nucleotides. RefSeq lists its product as uncharacterized. The transcript has 2 exons. Lineage: Eukaryota; Fungi; Ascomycota; Pezizomycetes; Pezizales; Tuberaceae. Gene Ontology annotation, cellular component: endoplasmic reticulum membrane. Gene Ontology annotation, biological process: lipid storage; lipid droplet organization. The record is from RefSeq and is a predicted model, not a curated record. The coding region runs from base 529 to 1263 and encodes 244 amino acids.
GAACUCGCAACAAACACAAUGCAAUGCGUUCUCUCCAUCCUCACUUCCCCUUCAACAACAUCGCCGCCACCAGUAUCUACACUCUCUCUUAAUACCGAAUACUCGGCUACAACGCUGACACCCUAAACAGUAAUCCCCUAAUAGCUAAUUAAUGAAAUGUCUAACAGCUUCCUCCUCCUCCUCCUCCCCCUCCGCUUCCUCCGCUUCCUCCGCUCGCGGCCCGCACAACGCGCCUACCUAACCACUCUUCUCCUAAGCAUCUCAACCCUGAUCCUCUUUUUCCUAGCCGUAAUCUCCUACACCCUUUUCUACAUCCACCACAUUCCACACAUUGGUGUUCAAAAACCCCUGCACCUACAAUUCCCCAUCUCCCCAUCCACCCCACCCCACUCCUCCACCCACCAACACCAUCACCAUCCAACCGGCGCAAUCCAGUUCAGCGGUGAAAUCAUCCCACGACAGGAAUACUCCGUCGCCCUCCUCUUACACCUCCCGCCCUCCCCCGAGAACCAGAAUGCUGGGAACUUUAUGGCUGAAAUAACGAUUUACUCUACUCCUCUCUCCCCCUCCUCUUCAGCUUCCAUGCCGGGAAUGGUGAUAGCGACCGGUCGUCGGGGAGGGUUAAUGCCCUGGCGCAGCCCCAUCGCUCGCACAGCGCACACGUUACUUCGACUUCCGUUACUGCUCUUUCUACCAAAUGCGAAGGAGGAGGAAGCCAUCCGUGUGGUACUGCUUGAGAACGUAGUCUUCGGUGAGCUCGCCCGACAUGCAGUGGUCAGUCUAGAGAGCCGCUCGAGACUGGACGUGUACGAGGCCAAGGUCGAGUUCCGUGCGAAGUUGGCUGGAAUAAGGUGGAUCAUGUGGCGGUGGAAGGUCCUCAGCUUUUUCCUAGGGAGCGGGUUAUUCUUUGCUGUGGAGGUUUUGGCGAUGGGGGUGGUCUGGUGGGCGGUUUAUAGAUGGUUCACUAGCUCGGGAAAAUUGGCUGCGUCUGGCGGGGGAAGGUAUCUCGAAGGUGAGGACGAUACCGUAGAAGAAGAGGAAGACGAUGGAGUAGACGGAGUAGAUGAUCUAGGCUUUGCCACACCAGAGAGUCUGGAAGCGGAUGACGAAGAAGAUGACGAUGAAGUCCUAUUAAAGAGCGACGUGGGCGAUUCCGGAAUCGGGGGGUUGUCGGAGAGUCUAGGGACUACCGCCAGGGAGAAGUCCGCAGGUGGUGCAAGCGGCAGUGGUGGCAGCAGGAGGCGGAGGACUAGGCUGGGGUAA